CAAUCACAGCUGCACCUCCAGCACUCGCUGCACUCUCUGCACUCUCUGGCACGUGGGGGAGACGGGAGGAGAGACUGCGAAGGGGAACCCAAGUGACAGCCGGAGACAGACGCAAGUCUCAGAGACACAGCAAGGAAGGAAUGAGAGAGCGCUAACUGCAAAAGAGCAACAGCAGGACACAGUGUGGAGGGGAAUUGAAUCGACUGACAGCAGGAGAGAGCGCAGAGGUGAAUCAGAGACAGAAGGAGAGAGAGUGAAGGAGGGAUAUCUGAAGAAGUGACAGUAGGAGAGAGCGCAGAACGGAUUCCAAGAGAGUGACAGCAGAAAAGAGUGCAGGGGGGGGAAUCAGAGUAGGGGAGUGUGACAGUAGGAGAGUGUAGAGAGGAAUCUUAGAGAGCGACAGCAGGAGAGAGUGCAGGGGGAAUCCGAGAGUAGAAGAGUGCAGGGGAAUCAGAGAGAGUGCAAGCAGAAGAGCGUGCAUAGGGGAAUUCUGUAGAGUGCCAGCAGGCGAGAGUGACAGCAGGCAAUUGUAACAGCAGGAGAGAGUGACAGCAGAAUCAGAGAGAGUGACAGUAGGAGAGAAUGCGGAGGGGAAUUCUAUAGAGUGACAACAGGAGAGAGUGCAGGAGAAUCAGAGAGAGUGACAGCAGGAGAGAGUGUAGAGUAGGAAGCAGAGGGAGUGACAGCAGCAGAGAAAGGGAGUGCACAGAGUAGGAGGAGAGAGCAGAGGGUGCAGGAGAGAGUGGGGACUGCCCUGGUGAGUCAGGAGAGAGAGAGGCUCAGGGAGAGUGACAGCCAGUGGCCCUAGAAUGCUGUAUCGAGACAGUCUGUAUUACACAGACAGGUAGAGGCAAGUAGGAGGUGAGACAGGGGUAGAAGGGGCAUUAGACAGGAGAGAGUUGCCAGCAGUUGGCAGCAGCAGUCGUCUCAUCUCAGGGGGCACCCGGGGGCACUAUGUCCUUUGCUAUGCUGCAUCAUGCCCCCCCGGGGCGCUUCCUAUACCCAGAGAUCUCUCGGCUGUCUGAUGAGGAGGAGGAGGAGAGUGCCAGCGACAGCUCGGGGUGUGAAGACAAGUCUUUCCUUCACUCGGCCGAGAGACUGGCCAAAAGGGCAGAGAAGAGGUGCCACCGACUCCAGCGGGAGCCCCGCCAGCGCCACACGGCCAACGCCCGCGAGAGAGACCGAACCAACAGCGUGAAUAGCGCCUUCACCGCUCUGCGCACCCUCAUCCCCACCGAACCCCAAGACCGAAAACUCUCCAAGAUCGAGACCCUGCGUCUGGCCUCCAGUUACAUCUCCCACCUGGGCAACGUCCUGCUCCUCGGGGACACGUGCGGGGACGGCCAACCCUGCCACAACCAAUAUUACCCACACUCCUCUGCUGCCAGCCCCAAGCACCCCGACAGCCAGCAACCCAAACUCAUCUGCACCUUCUGCCUCAGCACCCAGAGGAAAAUGGGUAAAGACAAAGAGAGGAAAACUGCUAUCCGAACCUAAGAGACACACACGUCAGUACAAUGGAGACCCCCUGAAGAGACCCCAAGAUCCAGCCUGAGCCAAUCACACUGCAGCGUACGGAGAAGGAAUUAGGGGAGCAGUGUUCCUCAAUAAGAUACAGCAGGAGACCAGCACCAGCUCAGACUUGCCUCUGGGAAGGGGAGAGAGGCAAAAAAAGCCCCAGAAUGAGAGGGGGGGAAACAGAAUACACCCCCCCCCCCAGAUUUGUGAGAUGAACAGUGACAUGAAAUGAGGGAAGAACAGACAUUCCUAGAGGGGGCGGAAAAGCAGAUUUUAAAAGAGGGAGGGAUAUAAAAUAGCAGAUAUAGGGGAGCCCCUAACUGAACCCCUAAUAGAUGCACUGAACCCCUAAUAGAUGCACCUCUAUGAUCCCCAAGGUUCUCACCAUAACAAAUGCCCCACAGGCAACCCCAAGACGUUCCCACGUGUUCCAAAGACGGGCAAGUCACAUGCCAACUUGUCAUACGACUCUGGAGUCUUAUUGCACCCCGACACCCCACGGAGUUGAACCCUGACUCACGGACACAGCACUUCCCUCUGGACCUACGACUUCUGCAAAUCCUCCAUCAUCAUUGUGCCUUCUGCUUCCCCACCCUGAACAUUGUACCCAAUACUCAACCCCCAGUACUGAACCCCAAAUACUGAACUCCCAGUACUGAACCCCAAAUACUCAACCCCAAAUACUGAACUCCCAGUACUGAACCCCAAAUACUCAACCCCCAGUACAAGGUGGGAGGGGGCCGGUGAGCAUUGGGACUGGACACUACCUCUUCAUUUCAACGUCAUUGGACCCGGGGGCCAGAGGUCUGUCUGCCCCUAAUUGUAUAUAUUGCCAUUAUUUAAAGACUUGUGUCGGCACAAAUGGUUUAAUAAAGAGAGAUAUGUUACUAUUCA
Molecule: messenger RNA, 2412 nt
Organism: Xenopus laevis (African clawed frog)
Lineage: Eukaryota; Metazoa; Chordata; Amphibia; Anura; Pipidae
Gene: scx.S
Product: scleraxis bHLH transcription factor S homeolog
Exons: 2
Coding region: 955-1497 (180 amino acids)
Biological process (GO): regulation of transcription by RNA polymerase II; developmental process
Cellular component (GO): nucleus
Molecular function (GO): protein dimerization activity; RNA polymerase II transcription regulatory region sequence-specific DNA binding; DNA-binding transcription factor activity, RNA polymerase II-specific
Source: RefSeq, a predicted model, not a curated record